AUGGCCGGCAGUGACGCUGUCGACAAGCAGAAGCUUGUCAAGGACUUUUGCUCGGCCACCGCCGCCACCGAGGAUGUGGCUGUCCAGUAUCUCGACGCCCACCACUGGGACUACGUCUCCGCCGUGAACAGCUACUUUGCCGAUGACGACGACAAGGAUAUCGCGGGGGCCAGCGCGGCCGCCGAACCAGCAUACACCGGCCCUCGAACCCUUGAUGGCCGGCCGGCCCCUCAGUCGUACCAGCGAUCCGCCCGCGGCGCCACCUCGCAGCCCAAGAGAAAAGGCGUCGCGACGCUGGGCUCGCUAGGAGGCAGCUCCUCCCACCAUCACGACGACGACGACGAAGACGACGACGACUACAGCGAUGGCGAUGACGAUGGCCGAGGCAAUCUCUUCGCCGGCGGCGAAAAGUCCGGCCUGGCCGUGCAGGACCCGAAGCAGGAGGGCAGUGGAUCGCGCGGCAUCAUCAACGACAUCUUGGCCAAGGCCCGAGCUAACUCUUCGCGGCCUGAAACCUCCGACCCAGAGGCUGGCCCGUCCCGUCCGUCCCGAUUCCGCGGCACAGGCAUGACCCUUGGCGGCGAGGGCGUCGAGAGCCGAAGCAUCCCCGAUCCUCUCGGACCCGUCCGCCCCAGCAACGCGGAACCUCAGGAGCGAGUCUUGCACAUCUGGCAAGACGGCUUCAGCAUCGACGACGGCGACCUGCGCCGCUUCGACGACCCGGCCAACCAGGCAGACCUUGCUAUGAUACGGUCCGGCAGAGCGCCCCUGCACCUCAUGAACGUGCAGCAUGACCAGCCCGUCGACGUCAAGCUCCACCAGCACGACACCCCGUACACGCCGCAGCCGAGGAAGUACAGGCCCUUUGGAGGUAGCGGACAGCGGCUCGGCAGUCCCGUGCCGGGCACGGGCAGCAGCCAGGCGUCCACCCGCGCUCCAACAUCGGGCGCCGCGCCGGCCGCCUCAACCUCUGACGCUGCUCCCACAGUGGACAGCUCGCAGCCGACCAUCAUGAUCCGCAUCCAGAUGCCCGAUGGCACCAGGCUCCCCGCCCGUUUCAACACGACGCACACCGUCGGAGAUGUGUAUGGAUUCGUCCAGGGCGCGUCGCCGGAGACUCGAAGCCGCCCUUGGGUCCUCGCGACCACGUUUCCCAACAAGGACCACACGGACAAGGACCUGGUGUUGGGAGAGGUCCCCGAGUUCAAGAAGGGCGGAACGGCCGUGGUCAAGUGGGCAUAG
Purpureocillium lilacinum is the source of this 1242-nucleotide messenger RNA. RefSeq lists its product as uncharacterized. Lineage: Eukaryota; Fungi; Ascomycota; Sordariomycetes; Hypocreales; Ophiocordycipitaceae. Gene Ontology annotation, molecular function: ubiquitin binding. Gene Ontology annotation, cellular component: cytosol; nucleus. Gene Ontology annotation, biological process: nuclear membrane reassembly; Golgi organization; proteasome-mediated ubiquitin-dependent protein catabolic process. The record is from RefSeq and is a predicted model, not a curated record.